Molecule: messenger RNA, 414 nt
Organism: Strongylocentrotus purpuratus (purple sea urchin)
Lineage: Eukaryota; Metazoa; Echinodermata; Echinoidea; Camarodonta; Strongylocentrotidae
Exons: 3
Coding region: 37-372 (111 amino acids)
Source: RefSeq, a predicted model, not a curated record
CUUUAAUUGAGAUCUUAGGAGGGGGGGGGGGUCAUAAUGCCUCCCCCCCAAGCCUGCGCUGAUUUGGAGACGGCCAUCGUUACAUUGGACAUAGCAGCCAAGUCGUACAAACCUCCACAGCUUAACCUGUCAGCCCAAGGAGUUGCCUCUGCUGCUCAUACCAGUGGUAGCCACAUACCCGUAGGUGGCAGCUUGCAGCAGACAUCCAUUUCCAUUUCCAGCCACUUCAGCCCGCGAGCCAGGCAAUGGCACAGCAACGCUACCAGCAAGCACAAGCAAUGUAUCUUCCUUAUCAAUAUGCAGGAGUUGCCUCUGCUGCUCAUACCAGUGGGAGCUUACGACAGACAUCAAUCAAGAGAUAUUUUCCAGUAGUCAGGCCCGCGAAAUUCACAAAGACACUGCAAAGCCUCCAAC